GACACACGGUUCACACUUUUUACUGCUCUCCGACCGGGUUUCCAAAUUACACACACACACAUGCGGUUUGCAAAACUAAAGCUCAGUGAUGAGGAUUCUGGCGAGUGAGAGGGGCGACAAUGAACGCAUUGGGUGAUUCAGGGACCACGAAGAGUUAAAGAGACACCAUCAUCAGAGAGCGGGAGUUUGCCUUCCUGAAACGUUCCGCCGAUUAUAAAAGCCCAGGGACGGUCCAGCAGAAAGCCCCCUCUCUCACAAGGUCCCUAUCACGCCCCAUCCCACAUCACUGACGGCCUUACCUCACCCCGAUCGCAAAAUACCUCACAAGACUCCUUCCAGACGGACUUUGAAAUUUGGAAGGACAUUUUGCCAGUGUCUGGCUGCACGCAAGAGGGCACUGUUGUCAACCUUCGGCUGGCCAUCAUGAAGUCGAGUUCCACGCUGUGCCUGAUCAGGUUACUCUGUGCCCUAUGUGGAACAAGUGCAUUUGUGUCUUCAGUGAAUGUCUCCAGCGCGCUGGUUUCCUCAAACUUCAGCGGGAAAGCGUGGCCCGGGAGAAAAUACCUGCCACCGGGGAGUAUCCCGAAAGUCAGGCGGAGACGGUACAUCUCCCCAACUGACAAAUCGGUUAUUCUCGACUACCACAACAAGGUUCGAAGUCAAGUCAACCCCCCUUCAGCGAAUAUGGAGUACAUGGUUUGGGAUGACAAUCUGGCAAAGUCUGCUGAAUCGUGGGCUGCGACGUGUAUCUGGGACCAUGGGCCAUCGUAUUUACUGAGAUUUCUGGGGCAAAAUCUAUCAGUUCGCUCUGGACGCUAUCGAAAUAUUCUCCAACUGGUAAAACCUUGGUACGAUGAAGUGAAGAGCUAUAGUUUUCCUUACCCUCGUGACUGCAAUCCCAGGUGUCCCCUGAAAUGUUAUGGACCAGUGUGCACACACUAUACACAGAUGGUUUGGGCAACGUCCAAUCGAAUAGGCUGUGCAAUCCAUACCUGCCACAAUAUGCAUGUCUGGGGGUCAACCUGGCGACGUGCGAUAUACCUCGUUUGCAACUAUUCUCCAAAGGGAAAUUGGAUUGGGGAAGCGCCGUACAAAGUCGGAGUGCCAUGCUCAGCCUGUCCGCCCAGUUAUGGAGGAGCCUGUAGCAACAAUCAGUGUUUCCCACGAGUAACCUCAAACUACCUGUACUGGUUCAAAUGAUCGGUUAGGAUUUACAGAAUACGCCCACAGCACCACAUUAGGAUUCCUCCUCAGAGUUACUAGUCAGCUGAAGGAACUUGGCAGAACAUAUUUUAAUUAAUAUACCCAUAAAUAUCACUGAAAGUUUUGUCUUAAUGGUAUCAUUUUACAAAACACUUAUUAUUAUCAUUGUACUGCUUUUAACUUCCACCAAGUUAGCUCUUAUAGAAAUGCAAAAUUUAUUAUAUCAACACAAGGCACUGUAUUUAUGGAGAAAAAAAGAACAGCAUGAUACUGCAAAAUGUUGCUUUAUUUACAGGUGAGAUGAGAAAGCAGUUUGCUACAAGUUUUGUGCAUGGGUAUGGUUUAAUGUUCCUGAGUUGGAAAACCUGUUUGUUGAUUAUUCUAAUGGGUAUGUAUAGGUUCGCACCUUGGUUACUGUUAAAACUUGAGGGUCAGUUAGAUAAGCUAAAGAAUGUGCUUGUAGAAAGCAGUAUUUACAACAAUUAAUAAUUUCAUCAUCUCUGCCCUGAAUAACUGAGGCAGUCUAGCUAGUAAAACUUCUCAUGGUGCUAAGAAGUUUAUUUUAAAAAACCUGCUAUUUCAGAGGGCACACAGUUCUGUGUCAGGCAUUACUUAAAAGUACUUAUCUAAGGUAUUAAAAUAUGGGAAAAAAAAUGAUGAAGGUGCUUCAGAUCACUCUGAUCAAUAUUUUGAUCAUUUACCUAUUUUCCUGUAACAAUGGGAAUUUAUAAACUGGCAGCUCAAACACAUCAACACAUCAGUAGGUUCAGGUAGCACAUGAGCUGGCCUCUUGUGCCAAUAAACAAUCUAUUACAUUUCUGCAACGAAGGAUUAUUCUCAUUGACAUCUGACAUUGUAUCCAACUGCAAAGAUUAUUACUUUUCUGCUUUGAGCUCCCAAGUCAUUAUUUUAGCUGGCUCUUAAUUGCUUACUCCAUUGAUAAUGCUUCCCCAAUUUUGACUUCAUGCCUUUUCCCGACACCAGGUUUUGAAAUAAUGAAGUGUUGAGUUCUCCAAUUUCAAAUAACCUCCCUCCCCAUUCCCCGAGUCCCUUCCCAGCCCCUCCCUCUCCCUUCCACU
This is a messenger RNA of Chiloscyllium plagiosum (whitespotted bambooshark), 2282 nucleotides long. RefSeq names its product peptidase inhibitor 15-like. The record is from RefSeq and is a predicted model, not a curated record. NCBI's taxonomy places the organism in Eukaryota, Metazoa, Chordata, Chondrichthyes, Orectolobiformes, Hemiscylliidae. Gene Ontology annotation, cellular component: extracellular region.